AUGCCCCCCGCCCCCGCCGCCGCCACCUCAGUAGUGAGUGUCGGACACGUUCUCCUGGAGUACGGGGUGGUUCUCAGCACAGGGCAGCCGCACGUGGCGUUUAGCAGGGACUUGGACAGUAGCUGCGGCUGUUGCAGCCCCAUGGCGGCCAUGCCGACGUUCGGCAUGUCGCCGCCGCCGCAGGGCCCUCCGCCCCCGCAGGGUGGCGCGCCCGCCCCCGCGUGCCCGCCGGCGCCAGCGCCCGCCCCCGGGGGCGGCUACCAGGCGUCGCCCGCCGCCGCCGCCGCCUGCGCCGCCGCCGCGGCAGCCGCCGCCGCCGCUCUCAACGGCCACGGCCAGUACGGAGAGUCGCCGCCGCCGCCCGCCACCAGCAUGUCCAUGACGGUCGGCGUCGGCGUGGGCGUUGGAGCGCACUCCGCCUCCAAGGCGCCGCCGUGCUACGACUACACCGGUCAGUACCCGCCCACCUAUGUGGCUCGCAACACGCUUCCGGUUGUAUGCAUUAGGCAGCGUUUCCACAGGAAAAGAAAUCUUGCACACGUAUCCCCACCACCAUCGUCGCAGGAGUCCAGAAGGCCUCAUCUCGCCCGGGGUGUCGGUGCCCAUCGCGGUCCCCGGGCCGGGCCAGCAGGCGGACGUGGCGGCGCAGUACUGGCCGCGCCUGCAGUGACGCUGGUGGAACUGAGCGCCACCGCCGCCCCCGCCCCCGCCCCCGCUGCCGCCGCCGCCGCCGCCCACGCCUCUGCCACUGGGCCUGGGACGACCGCGCAGCUGACGGCGCGCCAUCGCCAGCCCACCGGCGCCAUCGGAUCGGGACGCCAGCGUCAACUUACCGCAGACGUGUGCUCGCGCCCGAGCUGUGCUCCUCUUCUGGUACUGGACGCGACGGGGCGUCGGGACCCACGAAGAGAGGCAGCGUCUCCUGACGCUGCGUCGACGGCUGCUGAGUGGGCGCCGGACAAGGCGCUGCGGUGUCAGACUCCUUGGGGGUGCCCAAGGAAAGCGGCUGCAGUACAGGCUGCACAGCCACCGCUUGGGAAGGCGGCCCGGCUGAGGGGUCGACGUCCAUCAGCUCCGAAGGCGGUGACGACUGAAGAGGGACCGCAGGCGCCGGAGCGACCACCCGGGGCGCUCCCGCAUGAAGCUGCGCGGGAGGCAUCAACGGGACGGGCUGUCGGCGUGGUAGCGGCGACGGCUGCUGUUGCUGCCCUGGGGGCGGCAGCGAAGUCGGAAGGAAAUGACUUCAUGGAUGCCCACCAUGCAGUAAUUGACAUGGGUGGAGGAGUAAUGACAGUUCAAGUUGGGGAUCAGCCAAUUAAUUUAGUAUUUGAUGAAUGCAUAUUACGUGCCGAGUCAGAAAUUAGUUGCCUAAAAUUUCAAGCUCAAGCCGAGUCGCAACCCAGACAGGAGCUACUCGUGAACUAUGUAAGUGAGUCGUGCUCUACGUAUGGAGAGCAGGGGAAAGAUGUUGCUUUUGCUGAUGCACUGAGAAAGAGCAUCGCGGGUGUCAGAACCACGGAAUCAUGA
Schistocerca nitens (vagrant locust) is the source of this 1527-nucleotide messenger RNA. Its product is annotated as skin secretory protein xP2-like. The record is from RefSeq and is a predicted model, not a curated record. Bases 1 to 1527 code for a protein of 508 amino acids. The transcript has 6 exons. Lineage: Eukaryota; Metazoa; Arthropoda; Insecta; Orthoptera; Acrididae.